AUGAAGUUUACGUUAGAGAACCAAGUUGUGUUGAUCACUGGUGGUUCACAAGGUCUGGGGAAGGAAUUUGCCAAAAAAUAUUAUAAUGAGGCUGAAAACACAAAAAUUAUUAUCGUCAGUAGGUCAGAGGCUAAACUACUGGAUACAUGUAACGAGAUUAGGAUUGAAGCUCACUUAAGAAGGGAAACUACUGACGAGGGCCAGGUGCAACAUAAAUUGGCCGCGCCCUUGGACCUUGAGCAACGGUUGUUUUACUACCCAUGCGACUUGUCCUGCUAUGAAUCCGUGGAAUGUUUGUUUAAUGUCUUGAGAGACUUGAAUUUGCUCCCUACACAAACUUUAUGCUGUGCAGGAGGGGCCGUUCCUAAGUUAUUUCGCGGGUUGAGCGGACAUGAUUUGAACCUGGGUAUGGACAUCAACUAUAAAACAACUUUGAACGUGGCCCAUCAGAUUGCUCUUGCAGAGCAAACCAAGGAACACCACCUCAUCAUCUUUUCCAGCGCUACCGCUCUUUACCCAUUUGUGGGUUAUUCGCAGUAUGCGCCUGCGAAGGCUGCAAUCAAAUCUCUGGUAGCAAUUCUAAGACAAGAGUUGACGAACUUCCGUAUCAGUUGUGUGUACCCCGGUAACUUUGAAAGUGAGGGUUUCACUCUAGAACAGGUAACAAAACCCGAAAUUACAAAAUUGAUCGAAGGUCCUUCAGACGCUAUUCCAUGUAAACAAGCAUGUGAUAUUAUUGCCAAGUCACUGGCUAGAGGCGAUGAUGAUGUCUUUACAGAUUUUGUCGGAUGGAUGAUGAUGGGGAUGGACCUUGGGCUCACCGCAAAGAAAAGCCGCUUUGUUCCGUUGCAGUGGAUUUUUGGUGUCUUAUCAAACAUUCUAGUAGUGCCCUUCUACAUGGUUGGCUGUUCCUGGUAUAUCAGGAAAUGGUUUCGUGAAAAUGAUGGCAAGAAGGCCAAUUGA
Messenger RNA from Saccharomyces paradoxus, 963 nucleotides. It is a transcript of the gene TSC10, whose product is annotated as 3-dehydrosphinganine reductase. Gene Ontology annotation, biological process: sphingolipid biosynthetic process. Bases 1 to 963 code for a protein of 320 amino acids. Lineage: Eukaryota; Fungi; Ascomycota; Saccharomycetes; Saccharomycetales; Saccharomycetaceae. Gene Ontology annotation, molecular function: 3-dehydrosphinganine reductase activity. The record is from RefSeq and is a predicted model, not a curated record. Gene Ontology annotation, cellular component: endoplasmic reticulum membrane. The transcript has a single exon.